AUGGCGAUGCCGAGGAACAAUUCAAAACCAACAGUGAGCAGCAAACAGCAAGGUCUUAUGGCUAUGGCUGACAAUACUAUUUCAUUUCCAAUAUCUCCCACCAAAAAUCAUACAAACCAACCCAUUUCUCGGAGAAUUUUCAAUGAAUUUCUCACCAGAAGCUUAUCUGAUGUAGUUGAAGCUGGAAUUAAUAGCCCAAAAUUCAUUCUUGACGGCAAACAAAUGUUCACUUUUGGCAACCCUUUUGGCUAUGAUAGAAACUGCGGAAAUCCAAUCACCUAUAUGGACAGAAAGCAGUCAACUUUAUUAAUAGAUGAUAAGUUGGAAUCAGAAGGUAUUAAACUUGCUCUUCUUAUUGAGAAUGAGGAAAUGAUUCUGUUUGGAACAGAGCUUAAAGUUCAAAGUCCUGCUUCCCCUACUGAUUUUGGCAUUAAGACUCGGGAUUCUCAGCUCUUAGCUUCUUCAUUAAAAGAAUUAGAAAAAGAUUCUUGUUGUAUUGCACAUGGCUUAAGUUUGAGGGAGAUGGAGAGUUCUGAGGACUACACUUGUGUAAUCACUCACGGUCCUAAUCCCAAAACCACCCAUAUAUUUGAUAAUUGUGUUGUUGGAACUUGUCUGACUUGA
Nicotiana tabacum (common tobacco) is the source of this 624-nucleotide messenger RNA. NCBI's taxonomy places the organism in Eukaryota, Viridiplantae, Streptophyta, Magnoliopsida, Solanales, Solanaceae. The record is from RefSeq and is a predicted model, not a curated record.